Molecule: messenger RNA, 2804 nt
Organism: Sinocyclocheilus anshuiensis
Lineage: Eukaryota; Metazoa; Chordata; Actinopteri; Cypriniformes; Cyprinidae
Product: mucosa-associated lymphoid tissue lymphoma translocation protein 1 homolog
Exons: 15
Coding region: 450-2453 (667 amino acids)
Biological process (GO): proteolysis
Molecular function (GO): cysteine-type endopeptidase activity
Source: RefSeq, a predicted model, not a curated record
UGUAUAUUUUGUCGAAGUUCUGUGAGGUGACGGGUUACAUCCCUUCAGCAGGAGUGCCUGGUCUACAUGAUGAUGAUGAUGAUGGCUCGCUGUUAUAGGUCGAGAGAAGGUGAAAGUAAAAAGCUCGUGCUGCGCGUGGUGGGAUGUGCAUGCAAAUACAUGUUAGAAAGAGGAACUACUGACUGAAAAAGAACUGCUGCGGAUGUUUACCAUACUGGUUUGUGGAUUCUGAUAAGCAUUGGUCGCAGUAACGGAUUCAAAGUGAGUUAAACGGAUAUUUAGUGUCCGAUUGAUUGAUUAUUGGUAAACCGGCUGUGUGCAGUGAGAUAUUCUUUUUAAAUAAUAGUAUUUGUGCUACGGUCGAUUGACAACAUACGUUUUAAGAAGCCGGGAUAAACUCACUUCCUGGUGUCUAAAUUACCGUAUAACAGAUAAUCAUUUACCAAGUUAUGGAGGACAAGAAUUUGGGUGUAGAAACCCUGAGCGAGGCAGCGCUGAACAGACUCGGUUACAUGUUAGACAAUCUAGAGUGUGGUUGGAAACAGCUGGCAAAGGCAGUGGCCGAGCAGCCACAGUUCUACUAUAGUGACAAAGAGCUGACUGACUGCUCACUCAAAGUGCUAAGUCCACAUGGCAGUCCUGGCCGAUACCUGCUUGCCCUUCUUGCAGAUAGAGGGUGUACCUUGGCUUUCCUGCUUCAGUGCCUGAAGAAAAUCGAGCACAGAGAGGCUGUUGGAUUUCUCAAUACACAUGUGAUGGGGCAGAUUGAUAUCACACUGCAGCCACAGAGUCAGCGGGUACCAGAGGGAAGUCCCGUGGUUCUGAGCUGCAGAGCAGUCGGACAUGUGGAGCUCACCUACCAGUGGUUCAAAGGCAAAGAUGAGGUGCCGGGAGGCAAUGGCCCAGAGCUGGUGCUGAAUCCCGUUAGUGCGGCUCAACAGGGCCCCUACAUCUGCCGCGUAAGUUCUGGGGACAAGUAUGUCUUCUCCAACUGGGCCCAUGUACAUCGGUCUGGAGGCGCAAGUGCAGGUUCCAGCAGUGGCUACUUCCCUUCGUCAGCUAGUAGGUUGUAUAUAAUUCAGCAACCUAGGCCUCAAGCGUUGAUGGAGGGAGAAACUCUCUAUCUUGAAUGUGCUGCUCAGGCCAACCCACCUCCCCAGUUCCAAUGGUAUCUUAACAAACAGCCAAUGCCAAACUGUACUAAAAGCAUCUUAAAGAUUCCAUGCAUAACCACAGCGGAUAGAGGUAUAUAUUCUUGCAAGGUUUACAACCUCUAUCAUGAAGCGUGGAGUGAUCAGGUUCAAGUAAACAUCGGUCCUGGUUCCUUUUCUGAUGUCUCAUGGGAAGCACCAAAACUAGGUGCUUCUAAUGCGGUUCCAAGGCAAAUGGGGGAUUGUUCCGCCACUGAUAAGGUAGCAUUGCUUAUUGGGAACAUGAACUACCUGCAUCACCGGCAACUGAGAGCUCCCAUGGCAGAUGUGCACGAGUUGACAAACCUUCUACGCCAGUUAGACUUUAAAGUCGUCUCUCUGCUAGACCUCAACUGGCAGGAGAUGCAUAGUGCUGUUACUGAGUUCUUGCUGCUGUUGGAUCGAGGUGUUUAUGGACUGUUGUACUUUGCUGGUCAUGGCUAUGAAAACUAUGGGAACAGUUUCAUGGUACCUAUCGAUGCUCCAGCCUCUUAUACCUUCAAGCACUGCCUCUGGGUGCAGGACGUGUUACAGCGCAUGCAAGAGCGCCAGACGGAACUUAACGUCUUUCUAUUGGACAUGUGUCGGAAACGAAACCCAAAUGAUGAGAGCAUCCCACAACCUGGCCCCUUGAGAGUGACCGCAAACAUAGUGUUUGGUUAUGCAACGUGUGUUGAUGCCGAAGCAUUUGAAGUAAAUAAAGAUGAUCUCUCUAAUGGAAUCUUCAUGAGCUUCCUUAAGAAAAGACUGAUGGAGCCAGAGAAGGUCACGGUCAUACUUGACAAAGUAGCAGAAGACAUGGGAAGGUGUGAAAUCACUCGUGGUCGGCAGAAAGAGCUCUCCUUUACUGUGUGUCUACACUACAAGUACACUAAUCUGGAUGAAGAGCUCUUGGAAGAGCAAAGGAUCAGUGUAGGCAAACCUUUAGUGUCAAAACUCAACCUACACGAGCCACGACUCUCUCACACCUCCUCCUCUGACCUACAAAUGUCCAGUAUAAUGGAGUCUUCAUCUUUCAGUGAAAGCUUCAGAGCUAACCUCCCCGACUUAAGCCUUUCCUCCAUCGGAUCUGCAUCUACAUCCUGGUCCUACUAUCAGGGACCCAUGGAAUCACCCACAUUCUCUAGUUUAAAGAAUGAACCAGAGGAAACCAUAUGUCCUGAGUUCCUUGAAUCCGAAGAACCUCCCGCCAUCAAGAGUUUGCCUAGCGCCUCUUCUCAGGAACUCCCAUUUAAAUUUAGCAACUUACCAAAUUCCCUUUAGCAGGAAAGAGUUCAAAGCUGUGCGUCUUGGAUGUUACAGUGUAAAUGUUACAAUAUGAUUUUGUUAUAUUCCACCCAGCCUGCCAUGUUACAGAAGCUUGUGAAUGUAAUGUAAUUGACCCUUCGCAAAGACCCGCCCCCUUCAUUACUGUUGCUAUGUCCGACAAGACAUGCUGCUCUCAUGCCACACAUCAUGUUGUCACUGAACAAUAUAUUGCAGAGCAAAGAGGAAACUGACAACAUGCCGACAGACAAGACAGGACAGGUUACUUUUGAUAUCAAACAAAGUCUCCGCUUUCAAAUUUUGUACAUUUUUAAGAAAUUCAAACAAUAAAUAGGCUAUUGUUUUGUG